Molecule: messenger RNA, 963 nt
Organism: Cololabis saira (Pacific saury)
Lineage: Eukaryota; Metazoa; Chordata; Actinopteri; Beloniformes; Belonidae
Product: tumor necrosis factor receptor superfamily member 13B
Exons: 5
Coding region: 89-868 (259 amino acids)
Cellular component (GO): plasma membrane
Molecular function (GO): protein binding
Source: RefSeq, a predicted model, not a curated record
UUUUCCUUUUCAGAAUUUGACUACCCAUCUGCAGUGAGUCUAUUCUGGGCCGUCUCAGGUUUCUGAAGCAGGGGGCUUAUCAGGGCCCAUGGGUGGAAGAUGCAAAGAGGAUGAGUACCAGGACCUCUUGAUCAGACAAUGUCGGCGCUGUCGCCCCACAUGCGGCCAACAUCAUAUCCCCAAGUGCGCCAGUUACUGCACAUCCGCCCUCUGCGAGGCAAAGCCGGGCCACUGCUACGACAGGCUGCUGAAGGCAUGCCUUAAGUGCGAAGACAUCUCGGGCAGACACCCACCAGAGUGCAACCAGCACUGCCCAGCUCUGUCACGGCCCGCGAUAACCAAGAAGCUCGUGGUUGACGGUACCACGCAAGUGUGGACCAACAGGGCACCCAGAGGUUUGGAGGACUCUGCGAUCCUGCUCUACUCCCUGCUGGCCGUCUGCAUGGUGCUGUUGUUUUCCAGCCUGUGUCUCGCCCUGAUCGUCUUUCUGAGGGGGAAAAAGGCCAAAAGCCCUGCAGCAGCAUCCACAGGGGGCGGAGACCACAAGGGGAAGUCUGUGGUCAAGCCAGGACAGGAAUCUGGCCAGGCGGCAAAGAGCUCCAAGGAUGUACCAACAAGCCUGAGGUAUCCCACCUACCGGGAACCUUCAGAUGACUCCAGCCCAACGGAGAACUGCACAUGUGUACACUGUUUCCCUGACCUGAGAGCUUUCGGCCAAGACAGCGGCAGACCGCCAAGAGCGCAGUACUCGCUUUACCAGGAAGGCGUCCCCCAGAGACCCCAUGUCCAGGAUGGGGGUUCCAUCUGUGUCGCGGGGAGCCUUCUUGGCUCUGGCAUUGGUGCCUUGAAGGAGGCCACGAUGGGAUGAGGUCCAUCUGAGCUCCUUGAAUUAUUGCAGGGGAAAGUCUGAAACAGUCAAAUGAUUCCUCUGAAACAUCAGAGGUUGUCAGUUUAGUCACAUUU